GAUGUUAGGCUUCUGUUUUCGGCCAGACUAGCCCUAAUGGAAAGGUGGACUAAAGAUCCAUUUUCUGGGAUGGAAGCUCUGAGGACUGUCAUUUAAAAGCCUACAUUCCAGGACCUGCACAGUCUCAUAGUGAGUGGCCUCUGUGGACAGUUGUGUAACUUCUACAUUCCAAUGUAAAUCCUUGAAUUUGAUGUGGCUUUCCAGAGUUCAUCCCAGGUCAUUUGAAAAUGCAGUGACCUCUGAGCAUUUCAGGAUUUGCUGGCGGAGUCUGGACCUGAGGUGUGACCUAUUGUGUUUCAGAACCUACACUCCUGGAGAGAGGGUUGUCAAGUCUUCCGCUCAGAUGGCUGUUUAUCAGCAUAGGGACAUUUCCGGUGAGACAGAACUACAGAUAAUGCUGGUGAAUGUGGCCAAUGCUGCCCUGGUUUGCACAGCUGAUGCAGUUUCCCUUUUUUCCAUCUGCAUUAUAUGGCUCUUUGAUCAGAGUGGAGUUGAUUUCAGAAAGGGCUAUGAUGAAGUCUGAUAUUGAAGAAAACUGCAUAGAUAAUCUUAGUGAGACCACCCAGCUUCCUCUUUCCAUAAAGAAAUGAGCACAGUAGUUCACACUCCGAAAAGGAGGCACUAGGGCCCUGAGUUAAGAAUCUUGUUUUUUUGUUUUUGACCACACGGGCUGUUACGCACUAAUUUCCUUUAAGACUUGCAAUGAAGUCAGUAAACCACAGCCUUCAGCAGGCGCUCUCCAUGCUGGUGCUUUCCGUUAUGACAUGCACUUGACAUGUCCAUCCUCUGCUUGGCCGGACCAGUCUAUCCCUGUCACGCAACAUGGACCAAAGAGAGAUUCUACUGCAAAACCUGGACAGGGCCCAAAGCAGAAAAUUUAACAGAGAGGAGUUUGCAAACGAAUUUUUGAAGCUGAAAAGGCAAUCAACAAAAUACAGAUCAGACAGAAUAUACCCAACAGCAGCGUCUGAGCAACCAGAAAACAUCAAGAAAAAUCGAUACAAGGACAUCUUACCCUUUGAUCACAGCAGAGUGGAGCUCUCCCUCAUCACAUCAGAUAAAGAUUCUCAUUACAUAAAUGCCAACUUCAUCAAGGGAGUAUAUGGGCCGAGGGCGUAUAUAGCUACCCAGGGUCCUCUCUCCACCACUGUUCUUGACUUCUGGAGGAUGAUUUGGGAAUAUGAAGUCCUGAUUGUGGUUAUGGCUUGCAUGGAGUUUGAAAUGGGGAAGAAAAAGUGUGAGCGGUACUGGGUUGAGGUGGGCGAUUCACCACUCCAGUGUGGUCCUUUCACCAUCACUUGUGAAUUGGAGGAAAAGAAAACUGAAUAUGUGAUUCGGACUCUAAAGGUGACACUGAACAAAGUAAUUCGCACUAUUUAUCAGUUCCAUUAUAAAAACUGGCCAGACCAUGAUGUACCCUCCUCCAUCAACCCCAUUCUUGAGCUUAUCUGGGAGAUGCGCUGCUACCAGCCAGAUGACAACAUCCCCAUCUGUAUUCACUGCAGUGCUGGUUGUGGGAGAACAGGAGUUAUUUGUGCCAUUGAUUAUACCUGGAAGCUGCUGAAGGAUGGGAUUGUUCCAGAGAACUUCAGUAUUUUUAGUCUGGUCCAGGAAAUGCGCACACAAAGGCCAUCAAUAGUGCAAACCAAGGAACAGUAUGAAUUGGUCUACGAUGCUGUGAUCGAACUCUUUAAAAGACAGAUUGAAGUGCUCACUGUCCAGUCAGACUCUACUGUCAUAGAGAUUCAAACAAACCAUCCAAGACUCCAGCCACUUCUGAGCCCACUGGAAGAAACUUAUUCUCUGACACUACCAAGCUGUUCAGCGCGAGAGGAACAGGAGCUACAUCAAAGUUCUGAUCAUAUGGCACAAGGAGAAAUAUCACUGACUGAUGCAUCGAACUGUAGGCCCUCAACAGUACCUGACAACUAUGGGCACAGUGUUCCUCCCAUUAGACAAGCCCUAUCUUCUGGGGCCUUGAACUUCAGCAGCAGCAAGAAUGCAGGUGCCGCUCUGCUGUCUGGGGAACCACUCCAGAAACAUCACAGCUUAGACUUGAGCAGCAUUUUUUCUGACGAGAUUCCUCUGAACCUGAAAUCUACAGCUGCAUGUCAGAGAAACCCUAGUGUCAAGGCCCCAUUAAUACAAACCAAAUCAACUCCCUUUGAGUUAGUGCAGCAGAGAGACACCCAGGAACUGGAUGGAGGGGAUGCUGUAUCCUCUUUGGGCCCCUGGCUACCAAACUCCUGCAGUUCUGUGGGCUUUGAGGUUAAGAAGCAGACUGACUUUUCUUCUGUUGAACUGAACCAUUCAAGCAGACUAGUAGACGCUCCCCCGCGACACAUGAGCAGUGGCCUACAUCCUUCCCCAUAUUGUUGCUCAGCGGAAGACCCUUACUUUUCUUCGCUCUCUUCAGAUGAUCCAGGAUCCCCGAUGUUUAUUGACUACUUUUCAGAGCUGUAUGAAACAGUUUCCCUUUCUUUCCCUGCUGCAAUUUCCACAAUCCAGCCCUUGGAUUCUACCAGGGCCAGUCCUCCAGUGUCAACUCCUCUGUCCCAGCAUGUUCACCCAUUGGAUGACAGGCAGGCAUCCUCGCAGAAAGCAUCUCCAGACCCAGACGAUGAUGUUCCUCCCCCUCUGCCUGAGCGAACCCCAGAGUCCUUCAUUGUGGCCAAUGAAACUGGUCAACCUCCACUGGCAACGUUAAACCACCAACCUGUACCAAGAAAUAUAAACAUUGGAACCUCUUCAGAGUGGAGUGGGGUGCCUCAGCCAAAGAUAUUUGAUGACUCAGUAAGACUGAGGCCAAGUAAGAGUGUGAAGCUCCAGAGCUCCAGAUCAGGUACAGUUUAUCUUGAUGUUACUUCAUUGAGUCCGUUGAGAUACCUGUCUGUUUGGUAGUAAACUCGGUAGUGUACUGUAACUGUACCGAACUGCACUUUGUAAAAGUCCCUAGGCUCCAUGCCCAGAGGAACAGCUUUGUUGUACACAUGACGGACUAGUGCAUCAACCAAACUAGUGUUAGUUUUUAUAGCUCCUAAUCAGUCCCUGAAUCAGCUGGUAUCCUUUUGUGCUACUGUUUCUUUCAGUCUUAUCCGGAAAACGAGUUGUCAUUGUUUCCUUCUCAGACUGUUUAUUGCCUUGGGAACAUUCUCUGCCAUUCUCUUGGGAAUGGGCACUUGUAGCACUUGCAUGUUCUCUUGGGAAGGAUUGUAGAUUUAUACGGAUUGCAUUACUGUGGUCACCAUAGGGGAUGUCAGCCCAAUCCAGUUCAGCAAGCUGAUAUGGGAACUGGACUGGAUGAGCCGCACUGAGAAUGCUACACUCAAGGCAGACUGCAAGGAAUAGGGCACACAAUCAUCAAAACUGGCGGUUUAAUUCUAUAAUUAGAUUCACCAAUCCAGUAACAAAACAGCUUCUAUAAUACCACACUGGUCACCAAGAAGCCAAAUACAGUCUUUUUAAGCAUUCUAGCCCUUGACUUCCAUCCAGACAGAUAAGUCUAAUAUAGUGAGUGAGUGGUUACUGAAAACCUGAUUCACCAUUAUGUGAGGUUCACCAGUUCCAAAGGACCGGACUUGAUUCCCAGGUCAAUGAGAGUCUCAGAUCUUACCUAAUAAUCAUGCUGAUGCCAACCCUUUUGUAACGAAAACUAAAGGCUUCAUAAUAAAAAGAAAAGAGAUGCAAAAGGUUAAAAGAUCAAUAUACAUACAAAUGUGUGUAAAGUCCUUAGGACAGUUUCAUAGCAGAGAAGGUGAGGCUGCUUAUUUGUAAAAGUGUUUCUGGAAUCAAUUUAAAAGGUUAUAAUCCAAUAGGCAGGCAAUCCAGGUGUAACAUCUGCUGAAGCUCUUCCAUGAGAAUUCCCAGGUAAACCUGGAAACCACAGUUUUAUAGCUUAAACCUUCCCUGUUAACAUUUAAGCAGAACUAAGAUGAAAAGGAUCAGGCCUAAAGCUUCCUUUAUAGUUCUCUAGCAAGCUGAUAAGCCUCCUCACAGCAAGACCUUCCCCAAUGAAGAAUAGGCAGUGCAGACUUUUGCUCUGAAGCUAAUCUAUUUCCUAAGCAUACACAAGCAAACCAGUUGCAUUCAUUCACAUAUGACAAUUAGCCAGUAAUUCAUUAUAGCAUAGAUAGUUAAGCUGAAGACAAUGUAAAUAGUAUUAGUUUCCUGCAUUAUCUUGCAUUUUUGAUCUUAAGGUUUACUGAACCAUCUGCAUGCCAAAUAUAAUGCAAUUAAGACAUGAAAGGGAAUUAGCAUCUACAAAUAAAUCUGGUUACAUUGUUAAACUUCUAACAAGAUACAGAUAAACACAGACAAAUACAUCAAUUAGCAUCUAUCCUUGAUUUCUAUUACUACAAAUAAAUAGGUUAAUGAUUGCU
Molecule: messenger RNA, 4379 nt
Organism: Trachemys scripta elegans
Lineage: Eukaryota; Metazoa; Chordata; Testudines; Emydidae
Gene: PTPN22
Product: protein tyrosine phosphatase non-receptor type 22
Exons: 16
Coding region: 823-2901 (692 amino acids)
Biological process (GO): positive regulation of protein K63-linked ubiquitination; positive regulation of toll-like receptor 9 signaling pathway; negative regulation of tumor necrosis factor production
Cellular component (GO): cytoplasm; nucleus
Molecular function (GO): non-membrane spanning protein tyrosine phosphatase activity
Source: RefSeq, a predicted model, not a curated record